GACAUUUUGGGCACAGCAGCAUCAUCAGCGCUGACGUGGACACUACGUGAGCGAGGGCACAGCACGCGCACUGUCAUUAGUGACGAGUCUGACUACGUAAAACUUCGGUCACUAUGGAUUCAGUAUCAUCUCAGCUUGACAGCAGUUUAAAUGAGUCACUAACAGAUGGAGAGGAGAACCACAGUGAAGGCAGUUCAUCUCCUGCAGCAUCUCUUCAGGUAUCUGUGGCUGCAGAAUCCCCUGGCGCGACCGACCUCCAGCUGUCUGAUGGUGAGAUGCAGGACCAAGGUGUCAUUCAGGCUCCUCAGACUUCUGUCAUACAGUCACCACAGGUUGCCACCGUAGCAGACCUGGAGGAUAACGAGUUGGCAGCAGACGCUCAGAAGAGACGAGAGAUUCUCUCCAGGCGUCCGUCUUACCGGAAAAUCCUCAAUGAGCUUUCGACCGAUUCGCCGGCAGUUCCUAAAAUCGAUGAAGAAAAGACAGAGGAGGAGGUGUCGAUCGCGAGCGUGGCCUCAUCGCCACCGUCAGUGCCAACCUCCAUCUACCAGACCAGCGCGGGACAAUACAUUGCCGUCAGUCAAGGGCGAGCCAUCCAGCUGACCAGUCCUGGAGUGGAAGCCCUUCAGGGGGCUCAGACCCUCACGGUGGCGAGCCCUGCCACGACGCAGUCUGGCGCCACCAUCCUGCAGUGUGCGGCUCAGCCUGCGGACUCUCCGCAGCAGUUCUACAUACAGGGAGGACAGGUCCUCAUCCAAGCUGCCACUGGAGACAUCCCUGCCUACCAGCUGCGGUCGCCCAACUCCGGCCUCGCACAAAGCAUCGUGAUGGCGGCGUCUCCGGGCUCCAUGCAGAACCCGACAUCCCAGCACGCUGAGGAAAUCACCCGCAAAAGGGAGGUCAGGCUGAUGAAGAACAGGGAGGCAGCUCGCGAGUGCCGCAGGAAAAAGAAAGAGUACGUCAAAUGUCUGGAAAACCGCGUGGCUGUGCUGGAAAACCAAAACAAGACCCUGAUUGAAGAGCUGAAAGCGCUGAAGGACAUUUACUGCCACAAAGCUGAGUAGCAGCGGCUGUUUGUGGUCACGGGCUGAGGACGGUGCCGUUUUUCAAACUGCUGCAGCAAAACAAAGAGAAAAAAAAGAAAAAGAAAAAGAAAGGACUCUGAAACAAAAACUGCUUUGACCGCCAUUGUGUCUCUGCUCACUCAGGCCUGGUUUUUACGGCUAAUUCACAAGUGUCCCGGGGAAUUCAAGUGUCGCUCGAGCUUGCCAGUUGCGCUCUUGUUCUUAUCUUGUGCUCUUUGCAUGUGAGGACUCGAGUGUCGUUCACACACUUUUGCUUCGCCGCCGCUGGGCGUUGUGCAUGGGCAAGGCCGGCAAGCGAGAGCCAGGCGAAAGAAGAGGAACAGGAAGAGGAAAUACAGGUGCUUCCUGAAAAUGCGCAGAGAUUACGAAAGGAAAAAAAACCCCAGCAAGUUUCUGUGAGGUCAGACGAAAUGCACAAAAAAAAAAAAAAAGAAGCUGCGCAGAUCCACCACCAGCUGCAACCAGGCAACUCCAUCAUGUUUACCCCAUCGUCAUGACAUUUGUGUAAUUUAGGCCUCUGGUCUUAAUUGUUUCAUGCAUUCCUUUUUGCAAAAACACAAUUAAGGAGAAAACAUCCUCAAGCCUUUUGUCCAUGAAGCCAUUUCCUGGAUUUCAUUAACCUGUUUUCGGUUUGUGCAGACACACUUGAUUGGGUUAUACUUUUCAGAAAUAAACAAUGAGUGACGUAAAAGGUCCAAGAUGAAAAUCCUCUUGUGUUUAGGAUUUUUCAGAACAGAAAAAAACUAUAUUUCAAGGCCAAUGUCUAUUUGAAAUGCUCCCCCGCCCCCUCCCUAAAAAACCUUUUCCAGAAGAGUCGUUUUUUGUUUGUUUGCAUCUGUGAAGUGAGUCGUGUGAUUGAACACAAAAGCACAGAAAGGACCAAAGCGUCAUUAAAGAGAACUACAAAUUA
Molecule: messenger RNA, 1995 nt
Organism: Solea senegalensis (Senegalese sole)
Lineage: Eukaryota; Metazoa; Chordata; Actinopteri; Pleuronectiformes; Soleidae
Product: cAMP-responsive element modulator-like
Exons: 8
Coding region: 114-1064 (316 amino acids)
Biological process (GO): regulation of transcription by RNA polymerase II
Cellular component (GO): ATF4-CREB1 transcription factor complex; nucleus
Molecular function (GO): DNA-binding transcription factor activity, RNA polymerase II-specific; protein binding; RNA polymerase II cis-regulatory region sequence-specific DNA binding
Source: RefSeq, a predicted model, not a curated record